Molecule: messenger RNA, 1626 nt
Organism: Helianthus annuus (common sunflower)
Lineage: Eukaryota; Viridiplantae; Streptophyta; Magnoliopsida; Asterales; Asteraceae
Exons: 3
Coding region: 1-1626 (541 amino acids)
Molecular function (GO): zinc ion binding
Source: RefSeq, a predicted model, not a curated record
AUGGUAAAGAAUAGACAGCUAACUGCAAUGUUCAUAGCUAAUGAGUUCCUGCAAGUGUUUAAAUCCAAGCCCAACUGGUCGGCUAAGGAAAUCAUAUUGGCUGUGAAACAUAAGUAUAAAGUAAUAAUCACCAAGUGGCUGGCCUACAAGGCUAAAGCAUGUGCCCAUAAGAAACUUCAUGGAUCAAUGAGGGAUCAUUAUAGAAAAAUUGGUGCAUACAUGGAGAUUUUGAAAAAAGUAAACCCAACUUCAACAUUUGUGCUUGUUACUGCACCACCAGGUUUCAUUAACUUAGAUCCCACAGCCACAUGUGAAACUUUUUUCAGACUCUUUGUGUGUUUUGAUGGUGUGAAAAGAGGAUUUCUAGCUGGAUGUAGGAAGGUCUUGUGUCUAGAUGGUUGUUUUCUAAAGACCUUCCUAGGAGGGAUGUUGUUAACUGCAGUUGGCAGAGAUGCUAAUGAUCAGAUGUAUCCAUUGGCAUGGGCAGUUGUAGAUGGUGAAAAUAACGAUAGCUGGGAAUGGUUUAUGGAAGAGCUUAGGAAGUGUUUGGGUGUAAGUGAUGGUGGUGAGGCAUGGACAUUCAUCUCAGAUCAACAAAAGGGUCUUUUAAAUGCUGUGGCACUUAUUUGGCCAAGAGCAGAGCAUAGAAACUGUGCAAGGCACAUCUAUGCAAAUUGGCACAAGAAUUUUAAGGAUGAGGAGCUCAAGGAAUUGUAUUGGAAAGCUGCAAGAGCAUACUGUGAACCUGAUUACCUCCAAGCCAUUGAUGAAAUGAGGGCCAUAAACCAGGAUGCAGUAGAGGCAAUCUUAAAGCAGGAUCCCAAAGCAUUUAACAUGUGCUACUUGAAAACUCACACUAAAUGUGAUGUCAUAGUAAACAACAUGGCAGAAACAUUUAAUGGUUAUAUCAUAACUGCAAGGUCAAAGCAUAUUAUAUACAUGCUAGAGGACAUUAGGGUUCAAAUCAUGAGUAGGUUAGUCAUCAAAAGAACUAAAAUGGAAGCCAAAUAUGUGCUCAUUUGCCCCAAUAUCCAGGAGAAACUUGAUUUCUCAAAAGAUGCAGCCUUUAGGUGUGAGGUAUACCCCUCAUCUUAUCAGGUUUUUCAAGUUAAAGAUGUUGAUGAUGUUACAGUUGACUUGGAAAAUAAGACCUGCACAUGUAGAAAGUGGCAAUUAAGGGGGUAUCCUUGUAAGCAUGUGUGUGCUGUGGCUGGAUUUUUGCAUAAGAAUGCUGAGGAUUAUGUUGACCCAUGUUACCACAAAGAAACAUACAUGAGAACUUAUGAGUACUCAAUCCCACCAUUGCCUAGUGAAAAGUUUUGGCCGAAGGUUGAUUAUCCAAUGGAUCCACCUCCAAUCAAAAAGGCACCUGGUAGGCCUAAGAAAAACAGAAAGAGGGACCCUCAUGAGGAUCCCAAGAAACCAGGAAAACUGAUUAAGCAUGGGGUCAUAAUGACAUGUGGGAUUUGUGGAGAAAGAGGUCACAACAAGAGAAAAUGCACAGUUAAAGAUUCUCAAAAUGCGGCAGAAAUUGGAAGGAAAAAAGCAAGUAAAAGGGGAAGGCCAACUAAAAGAGGAAGGCCAAGUAAAAGGGGAAGACCAACAGAGAAGGCUACAGUUAGUUAA